Mercenaria mercenaria is the source of this 864-nucleotide messenger RNA. RefSeq names its product transmembrane protein 128-like. The coding region runs from base 137 to 724 and encodes 195 amino acids. The transcript has 5 exons. Lineage: Eukaryota; Metazoa; Mollusca; Bivalvia; Venerida; Veneridae. The record is from RefSeq and is a predicted model, not a curated record.
GUGUGUGUGUUUACAAAGGGAAUCUAAUUUACUUGAAUUUACGAUCAUCCCCAUCAUUUUAUCUAAAAUGUACAAUUCAUUUUUUUUUACAAUUUUUCAGUGACUUUUGCCUGAAGUAAGUACAAUAUUCAGAAAAAUGGAAACACAAACAACAACAAAUGAGAGACAACAACAAAUUCACCGCCGUGUCCAGAAAAGAAUCGCUGGAAAAUACUUAGAUCAACUUGAUCCAGAUGGUAUUUUAAAGAAUGAAUAUGAUGGUGACAAAUUAACAGAGUUCCGACAGCUUGACAGUGAUACCAAGAAAAAGUUUGAUGCCCAAAACAGCCGCUUCAGAAAGAUAGAAUCAGCUUAUAGUAUCCAGAAUAUUUGCUGGCUAAUUGCAUCAUUAGGUGUAUUCUACUAUACAGACUUCUACAGAGCAAUUCUUUAUGACCAGAGAAUAAACAGGUUAUGGUUUAACAUUGGUGCUUUAUCAGUUGGAGCGAAUGUUUCUAUAGCAAUAUUUCUCAUUGUUUACCUCUCCUUUAUAAAGAAAGUUAGCUCAGAUGAUUGGGAGAGAAAAUAUCCUGCAUUAAUACCCAUAGCGACAGCAGCUUUUGUUGUUGGUGGAAUAUUUUUAACAGUCGGCUUAUGGCCAGUGUGGGGACCAUUCACUCCUAUUAUACUGUUUGUUUUGUUUAUGGGAUUUGUGGUAACUGUGGCUAUGUUGCCGAACUUUUGAAUACAUCUGGAAAAGUACAGUGACAAUUUGUCAGUGGAUUGUCAGCUAUGGCUUCCAAUCAUCAAGUUCUCAGUUAUCAGUGCUUGGAGUGAAAUUAUUGACUGUAAAAUUAGUUAACUGUCAGAGCAGUGUAGGACCAC